Molecule: messenger RNA, 1963 nt
Organism: Hippoglossus stenolepis (Pacific halibut)
Lineage: Eukaryota; Metazoa; Chordata; Actinopteri; Pleuronectiformes; Pleuronectidae
Gene: arsb
Product: arylsulfatase B
Exons: 8
Coding region: 280-1842 (520 amino acids)
Source: RefSeq, a predicted model, not a curated record
CCGUUUCCACACUUGACGACACUGGGCUUCCGUACCUUCAGCUUAUUGGUUGUUUUUCCAGUCUAAUUGGUCGCUGCCGCUGAGGCAGGGUUUUUGACCUGCUGAACAGGGAAGUGAAGAGCAGACGCGGUUUAAAUUCGAAAACACUUGCUUGUGUUUCCGUUAAAAAACACAUAAAAGCGUCAGUUUGAUGCGUCCGGUUACAGUUGCUCCACUUCCGCCUUGUGCCUCUGCCUUUAAACCGAGCGGUGGGUGACUAAGUCUGAAGCCGCUGCGCACAUGACAAACACACUAACGAUGGAGGAACGAUUCCUGACCGUGGUGUUGCUGCUCAGCUGCCGGGCUCUGGCUGCUGCCCGGCGGCCUCACAUAGUGUUCAUCUUGGCCGAUGACUUCGGCUGGAACGAUGUCGGGUAUCACAGCUCGGAGGUCCUGACGCCCAACCUGGACCGCUUGUCGGCCGGAGGAGUCCGCCUGGAGAACUACUACGUGCAGCCUCUGUGCAGCCCGUCCCGCAACCAGCUCAUGACCGGGAGGUACCAGAUCCACACCGGCAUGCAGCACCAGAUCAUCUGGCCCUGUCAGCCAUACUGUGUGCCUCUGGACGAGAAGCUGCUGCCCGAGCUGCUGAAGAAGGAGGGCUACGCCACACACAUGGUCGGCAAGUGGCACCUGGGCAUGUACAAGAAGGGAUGCCUGCCCACCCGCCGCGGCUUUGACUCCUACUUUGGCUACCUGACGGGCAGCGAGGAUUACUUCACACAUGAGCGCUGUAAUCGCAUCGCUGCUCUGAACAUCACUCGCUGUGCGUUGGACCUGAGGGACGGAGAAGAAGUCGCCACCGGAUACAAAGGAGUUUAUUCGACUGAGCUAUUCAGCCAGAGGGCCAUCAGCACCAUUGAAAAACAGAACUCCACCGAGCCGCUCUUCCUCUAUGUGGCGCUGCAGGCAGUCCACUCUCCCAUGCAGGUGCCAGAGCGCUACCUGGCCCCUUACAGUUUUAUCAAAGACCGCAACCGCAAGCUCUACGCCGGCAUGGUGUCGGCCAUGGACGAGGCAGUGGGCAACAUCACCGCGGCUCUGAAGAAGACAGGACUUUGGGACAACACGGUGCUCGUGUUCUCGACAGAUAAUGGAGGGCAGACUUUGUGCGGCGGCAGCAAUUGGCCACUGCGAGGCAGGAAGUGGUCACUGUGGGAAGGUGGCAUCCGAGGAGUCGCAUUUGUCGCCAGUCCGCUACUGAACCAACCCGGAACCGUCAGCCACGAACUGAUCCACAUCUCCGAUUGGCUGCCUACACUUGUAGGCCUAGCAGGAAGGAUCCCCAAAACCCCAAAGCCUCUAGAUGGAUUCAACGUGUGGAAAGCAAUCAGCAAUGGGUUUGCCUCACCCAGACUGGAGCUGCUGCACAACAUCGACCCUCUCUAUAAUGAUAUUGCUCCAUGUCCUUCCAGCGAGCAUCAGUUAACUUUGGCCGAGAUGGCCGGAGGACACUUGUGGGCCAAGUCCGGCUUCAAUGUGUCCAUUCACGCCGCCAUUCGAUCCUCAAACUGGAAGCUGCUGACGGGCUACCCAGGCUGUAGCGUGUGGUUCCCGCGGCCCGGCCACAACAGCUCCAAGUCGAGCCCCUCCAAACUGGAUCCACUGAAGCCCGUCAUGCUGUUCAACAUAGACAAGGAUCCAGAGGAGAGGGUCGAGGUAUCUGCUCACUUCCCCGCAGUGGUGGAUUAUCUCAUCUCUAGGCUCCACCAACACCAGAAGAGUGCCUUGCCGAUAAACUUCCCAGACGAUGACCCCAAAUGUGACCCAGGCCCCGACGGAGCCUGGGGACCCUGGGUUUAGGUGGAGAUGAUGAACAUUGUGAAGGACGUAUAUCUUUGUUUUCUUCUGUGGAGAAAGACAUAUUUUUUUUAAUCUAUGAUUGACUAUUUACAAUGACAACCAAUAAAAAUUUGAUAACGCA